GAGAGCCGUGCGGAUAAAAUGCGCCAACGAUGAGAAGAGGCGCCAUGUGAGCCUCACGAUUGAGCCUGUGAAGGGCAUACGGAACUGUCCCACCAUCCCCUGCGGCCGGUUACGAACCGUGUAUUACGUGUGUACAGCAUGAGAAAAGAAAAUCCCGAAGCACCACGCAACAUGGUGCUGAACGUUAAGGCCGAAGGGAUGAAACAGCAGCCGCCAAAAUCGGGCACCGCCACCAGCCUGGGCCUGAAGAAGGUGUACAAAACCGAUGACGAUGGGGAAACGAUCGAUGUGGAGCACAAGUUUGCACUCGAUUUGCGGCUCGAGACGGGUUGCAAGGGCCGCCCGAAGCUCAUCAUGGGGGGGUACGCGUUUUUCCGCAACAACAGCAGCAACAACAAGACCUACUGGCUGUGUUCCAAGAGUCGGCUGCUGAAGUGUCGCGCCCGCAUCAUCACCUUGGACGGGUGCUCGGGGAUGAUACUCAAGAAUCAGCUCCACAAUCAUCCACCCACCGAGCUAUAAUACGACGGGCCGGCGGUGGCUCUGUUGCUAUACUUUUGUUUUUUGAAUUCCCUCUUAACGAACUCUGUUUUGUAGUUUAUAUCUCGCAGGGGGCCAUAUAUUUGAAAAGUAUUUUUCGUCGCCCAGUUUAUGCAAUACAGUGAAUUAUGUUUAGUAAUAGUAUGAUCAUCAUCGGUUCAUGAAAUAAAAGCGUACGUACUACUGCAAUCA
Molecule: messenger RNA, 732 nt
Organism: Anopheles stephensi (Asian malaria mosquito)
Lineage: Eukaryota; Metazoa; Arthropoda; Insecta; Diptera; Culicidae
Exons: 2
Coding region: 139-522 (127 amino acids)
Source: RefSeq, a predicted model, not a curated record